UUGUUAUCUCCGCCUCCCCUCGCUCAGUAACUCCUCCCCUCAACGGACCUCUCGAAGUUCCCCCCUCUCACUACAUUACACUCUCUCUCUCUCUGCAGCUACCUCAGAUCUCCCUCUUUGUCCGUGCCAAAAUGCAGUCGUCUUUCUCCCUCUCCUUCGCCCCCAACUCCUCCCUCGCGGCCCCGUCUCCCAGAUCGCGUCCUGGCGGCGAGCCGUCGCCCUCGGCCCCGAUAAGCCUCAGGUUCUGCGGCCUGAGGCGCGAGGCCUUGGGGUUCACCCCUCUCAAGCAGUCGACCUCGCGCCACGUCCGCGUCCCCGGCGGGAGGUGCGGCGGCGGGAAGGUCUCGGCCUCCCUGUCCGACAACGGGAGCACGCCGAAGUCGUUCGACUACGAUCUGGUCAUCAUCGGAGCUGGCGUCGGCGGACACGGCGCCGCGCUUCACGCCGUCGAGAAGGGUCUGAAAACUGCCAUCAUUGAAGGAGAUGUUGUGGGGGGAACCUGUGUAAACAGAGGUUGUGUGCCUUCUAAAGCUCUCUUGGCCGUGAGUGGUAGAAUGCGUGAGCUUCAGAGUGAUCAUCACUUGAAGGCUUUGGGAUUGCAGGUUGCAGCCGCUAGUUAUGAUAGACAGGGAGUUGCCGAUCAUGCAAAUAAUCUGGCUUCAAAAAUUCGUAGCAAUUUGACUAAUUCAAUGAAGGCAAUAGGCGUGGACAUAUUGACUGGCGUAGGCACAAUUCUGGGUCCUCAAAAGGUCAAAUAUGGAAAAGUUGGCGUCACUGACAAUGUAAUAACAGCAAAAGAUAUCAUCAUUGCGACUGGUUCUGUACCCUUCGUUCCCAAGGGGAUUGAAGUUGAUGGAAAGACUGUAAUCACCAGCGACCAUGCACUCAAGCUGGAGUCUGUUCCUGACUGGAUUGCUAUUGUUGGUAGUGGUUAUAUUGGUCUUGAAUUCAGUGAUGUGUAUACUGCACUUGGGAGUGAGGUUACUUUUAUUGAAGCUCUAGAUCAGCUUAUGCCUGGAUUUGAUCCGGAAAUAGGUAAAUUGGCCCAAAGAGUUCUAAUAAACCCAAGGAAAAUCGACUAUCAUACUGGAGUUUUUGCCACCAAGAUAACUCCAGCAAAGGAUGGUAAACCAGUCGUGAUUGAGCUUAUCGAUGCUAAGACAAAGGAACCGAAAGAUACAUUGGAGGUAGAUGCGGCACUUAUUGCAACUGGGAGAGCUCCAUUCACAAAAGGUCUUGGCUUAGAAAAUAUCAAAGUGGAGACACAGCGUGGAUUUGUUCCUGUCGAUGAACGUAUGCGAGUGAUUGAUGCAAAUGGCAAUCUGGUUCCCCACUUGUACUGCAUUGGUGAUGCAAAUGGUAAAAUGAUGCUCGCUCAUGCUGCUAGCGCACAAGGAAUUUCUGUGGUUGAACAAGUCACUGGAAAAGAUCAUGUGCUUAAUCAUCUAAGCAUUCCAGCUGCUUGUUUUACCCACCCUGAAAUCAGUAUGGUUGGACUGACAGAGCCUCAAGCCAGAGAAAAGGCUCAAAAGGAGGGAUUUGAAGUUAGUGUUGCCAAGACAAGUUUUAAGGCUAAUACUAAAGCCUUGGCCGAAAACGAAGGGGAAGGGCUUGCAAAGAUGAUAUAUAGACCAGACAGUGGAGAAAUUCUUGGGGUUCACAUCUUUGGUCUUCAUGCAGCUGAUCUCAUUCAUGAAGCAUCAAACGCAAUAGCAUUAGGCACAAGUAUUAACGACAUAAAGUUCGCAGUUCAUGCACAUCCUACCUUGUCUGAAGUUCUGGACGAGCUCUUUAAAUCUGCGAAGGUGAAUCAUCCAGUUACAAGCUCUGUAAGUGAACCAGUUGCAGUCUAAGAUUCACAAACACACCC
Messenger RNA from Rhodamnia argentea, 1870 nucleotides. RefSeq names its product dihydrolipoyl dehydrogenase 2, chloroplastic-like. The transcript is spliced from 15 exons. The coding region runs from base 132 to 1853 and encodes 573 amino acids. The record is from RefSeq and is a predicted model, not a curated record. Gene Ontology annotation, cellular component: mitochondrion; oxoglutarate dehydrogenase complex. Lineage: Eukaryota; Viridiplantae; Streptophyta; Magnoliopsida; Myrtales; Myrtaceae. Gene Ontology annotation, molecular function: flavin adenine dinucleotide binding; dihydrolipoyl dehydrogenase (NADH) activity.